Messenger RNA from Aspergillus calidoustus, 1560 nucleotides. Lineage: Eukaryota; Fungi; Ascomycota; Eurotiomycetes; Eurotiales; Aspergillaceae. The record is from the annotation of a GenBank genome assembly.
AUGGUCUCGUGGUGGUACUGGGGAUCCUACUCGAUUCCGUUUGCCCUGGGCAACUGUCUUUGGGCGAUAGUGUUUGUCGAAUACUGGAAGAUUCGUGAGACAGAUCUCGCUCUUCGCUGGCAGGUCAAGGGAGUCGGCGCUCUCAAGGUGACCAGGGCCAAGUACGUUUGGGACAAGGAGAUUCGAGACCCCAACACUGGCGAGAUGGUCCAGUACUUCUCCCCGUACCGACAAUUCAUCCGGCAGCUGCUGCUGGUCCCCUUUGCCUUGGUGGCCAGCCUGGCACUCGGCGGGCUGAUUGUGGUGACGUUUGCGCUGGAGGUCUUCAUCUCGGAAGUGUACACGGGCUCGUUGAAGGGUUACCUCGAGUUUCUCCCGACCGUCAUCUUCUCGCUGUGUCUGCCAUCCAUCAGCGGUCUCCUGACGAGCAUCGCGACCAGGUUGACCAAGUACGAAAACUACCGGACUCAAGAUCAGUACGACCUGGCGCAGACGACGAAGCAGUUUGUGAUGCACUUCAUCACUGCCUUCCUGCCAACGCUGCUCACGGCCUACGCCUAUGUGCCCUUUGGAGCGAAGCUCAUACCUCAUAUGAGCCUUCGAGGCGAAUCUGCCAAUCUCACACACGAUUUCCACAUCGAUCCCGGGCGGCUCAAGCAGGAGGUCAUUUAUCUCUCUUUGACAGGCCAGGUGCUGAGUUUUGGCGAGGAGAUUGUGCUGCCGUAUAUCAAGCGAAUCGCACUGCAGAAGUGGCGAGAAUAUCGCAAGCAGCACGCGACAGCUCAGCACCGGCGCCAGGUCUCGCAGGCCACGAGUCAAGUCCUGCUCGACGACCCCGACGAGAGCGCCUUCCUCGCCCGAGUCCGCAACGAGGCCGAGGCCGACGAGUACAACGUACACGAGGAUACGCUGGAGAUGUGUGUGCAGUUUGGCUAUCUCACGCUGUUUGGCGCAUCGUGGCCGCUGGUCGCGCUUGGGUUUCUCGUCAACAACUGGCUUGAGCUGCGUGGGGACUUUUUCAAACUCAGCCUCGAGUGCCAGCGACCGCCCCCGAUCCGCGCGGACUCGAUUGGGCCGUCUCUACAGGGCUUGGAGGUGCUGAGCUGGUUAGGCGCGCUGUCGACCGCGGCGAUUGUGUACCUCUACCGCGACGGGAUGGUCGAGAUUCGCGUCUCGUCGCUGCUGCUGACGCUGCUGCUCGCUGAAUGGGCAUAUCUAGCGAUGCGAUUUGCGGUGAGCACCGGUCUACGCAAGAUCCUGAGCGGCACACUACAACGCGAGGCGGCCAAGCGGUAUGCAAUGCGCAAGAAGUACUUUCAAACAACAGCGAGCGAAGGCAGCCCGCCACGAGGAAAGCUACGAGUGAGAUUCCGCGACCGAGUCAGUGUCUACACUAGUGCGACCGAUCCACCCUCCCCGCAAUCCGACGAGAUGCUCCAUGAGGCGACCCUGGAUUCCGAGCGGCGCUUCUGGUCGGGGGCCAGUAGUGUGUUGGACGAUGGGGUCCGCAUCAUCAGGGCCCUGGGCAAGACGAGCCAAAAGGCAGAAAAGGAACUGUAA